UGCCACGCAGAGUUGCAAUGCUUCGUGUGAGCCACAGACAAGGAAGUAUUGAACUACGGCAUCUUAUGAUAUUACAGUGAAUUAUAUGCUCCAAUUCUAUUUAAUUUUUUUUUCAACAAUGUGUAUGCAUCAUUGCCCUUGGAGCUUUCAAUAUACAACUCUCGCUUAGGCCUCUGUUAGUUGUGUAAGCUUUAGACAUUUCAAUACUUAUGUCUUUCUUUGCACAUGCAUUUUCCUAUGUAUACAUCUAAAUCUGUUUAUAAUGGUAGAUAUAUCAUAAUAGUGUCGUUGCAUGUGCUGGAGUUGUUUAUAAAAUAAUAUAUGAAACAAAUUUUGAAUUCUAUUUUUUUAUUAAUUUUAUAGAUGUUGCAAGUUAUUUAUUAGUGUAAUAUUCAUGCUGUAACAGGUCUUAUUAUGACUAUAGUUGAUAUCAGGGCAAAAUGGGUUUUGUUGUGUGAUGGUUGGUUGUGCAUGGAGGAUCUGGUUUGAUGUGGGGCUUCCUUUGGAGGUGCUACAGAAGUGCACGGUGGAGGGUGUUGGUUCUUGGAUGGGUGUGGAGGAUCUGGGUAUCGUACGUUUUCGGUGGAGGUUGACUCAGAGUAUUCGGUUAUAUAUUAAGUAUAUUGGAUGUGCUAUGCAUGAACAAUGGUUGUGUGAUGGAUUUGUGUUGAGCUCAAGUGAUAUAUGGAUUGGGUGGUGGAAGCAGCAGAGACAUGAAGCAGAGGAGGGGAGAGUAUGUGGUCCAUCCCCUCAAGGUUUCUUUGGAGGACCUCUACAAUGGGACAUCCAAGAAGUUGUCCCUAUCUUAAUGCAAUCUGCUCCAAGUGCAAGGGUAAAGGCUCCAAGUCUGGUACUUCAAUUAAAUGUUUUGGUUGUCAAGGUUCUGGAAUCAAAGUCUCCAUUACGCACCUUGGCCCUUCUUUGAUCCAGAAAAUGUAGCAUGCUUUCAAUGAGUGUAAGAUAUCUCUUCUGAGUAUAGUAGGAACAGGAAAGAAGUUAAUGUCACAUGUGAAGAGUUAUACUAUGUUUACCAUAUGGUGAAUACAUAAGAAUUUCAUAUUGGAUAUAUACUGAUAGACUAGAAAUAAUUAUGCACAAAAUCAUUUGUUA
Messenger RNA from Juglans microcarpa x Juglans regia, 1110 nucleotides. RefSeq lists its product as uncharacterized. The record is from RefSeq and is a predicted model, not a curated record. The transcript has 5 exons. Lineage: Eukaryota; Viridiplantae; Streptophyta; Magnoliopsida; Fagales; Juglandaceae. The coding region runs from base 458 to 925 and encodes 155 amino acids.